UUCCUACACACUCUCCUCUCACUAUUUUUAACACUCAUCAAGAUGCUUACCUCAGGGAUCUCCCCAGGGCUCUUCCUCGCACUCUCAGUGCAGCAGCUUGCUGCUGUCUUCAUCUCACUCAUCGCUGUUACGAUCUUUGGAUAUGGCGUGUACAACCGUUUCCUUCACCCCCUCCACAACGUCCCUGGUCCUCUCCUGGCGUCCUUUACCCCGUUCGUCCAGCUCUACCACGGCAUCCAAGGCGACAGACACGUUUGGUUACACGCCCUGCACGAGAAAUACGGCUCCCACGUCCGCGUUGCGCCCAACUUUGUCUCUGUCAACACUGCCCAGGGCCUGCACGACAUCUACGGCCACGGCAAACGGUUGAAGAAGGCCGACUUUUACAACGCUUUCCCUGCUAUCAAGGGUGUGUACAACACGCACAACGCAAUUGACAAAGCCGUCCAUGGCCGCAAGCGUCGUGUCCUCAGCCAGGCUUUCUCUGACACCGCGCUCAAGGGCAUGGAGGACGUCAUGCUCCUGCACGUCCGGCAGCUGUGUGCCAUUCUGGGAGGCGAGCGGCGGGCCAGCGAGGACCGUACAGGACGUACCAUACGCAACAUGGCCGAUUGGUUCAGCUACCUCACCUACGACAUCAUGGGGGAGUUGUGUUUUGGCAAAAGCUUCGAUAUGCUCGUUGACAGUGCGAGGCGUCAUAUGGUUCAUCUUGUCGACCGGGCGGCCUAUCGUCACUACGUGUGUGGCCUGUGGAUGCCUCUCGACAGAUGGAACCUCGACCAGAUCUUCAUCAGAAAGCUGACGCGCCAGCGGUGGAGUUUCAUCAUGAAGUCGCGGGUUGAAGCCAACGAGCGCGCCAAAGAACGCACCAAGGCCGGCCACGAGGCCAAAAAGGACUUCUUCUACUAUCUGCUGAAUGCCACGGACCCGGAGACUGGAAAGGGUCUGGCCACCCAGGAGCUGUGGGGGGAGGCCAACGUGCUGAUGAUCGCGGGCAGCGACACCACCUCCAGCAGCCUGUCAGCCGCGAUGUUCUACCUGGUACGGUCCCCCUGGGCGAUGGCUAAACUGGCCCAGGAGGUCCGCGCGGCCUUCACCGACGUCGAGGAGAUUGUCAUGGGUCCCACGCUCAACGGGCUCAGCUACCUCAAGGCCUGCAUCGACGAAGCCAUGCGUCUUGCGCCCGCCGUUCCCGGUGCGAUCCCCCGUGAAGUCAUCGACGCGGCUGGAGCUGAAGUCGACGGUCUUCUCUUGCCGCAGGGCGCCAACUGCGGCGUGCCCGCCUUCUCCAUCCACCGCCACCCAGACUACUACCGCGACCCGCUCAGUUAUCUCCCCGAGCGCUGGAUCGAGGGCGAGACGUACCAGUCACCCCGUGACGGCCUGCUCUGGACCACAACCAAGCAUGAGGUCGAGAUUGCCCGCCAUGCCUUCUGUCCCUUUAGCAUCGGCCCGCGCGGCUGCAUCGGCAAGGGAAUGGCCCUCAUGGAGAUGCGGCUCACCCUGGCGCGCCUGGCGUUCCUCUUCGACAUUCGCCUCGUCCCAGAUGGUAUGGGCGAAGACGAAACCGGCCAUUUUGCUCUCAUUGAUCACUUUGUUGUUUCAAAAACCGGGCCGAAUGUUGUCGUCAACAAGGCAGUUUGAUUGAUCUUGCUUUAUGAGAUAAUGAAUUGGCAUGGAAUCUUGCUUUAUCAGCUGUUCUAAUCCUUUUUAUGAGACAAUGAAUAUCAUUUUUACUCCAUGGA
This is a messenger RNA of Penicilliopsis zonata CBS 506.65, 1745 nucleotides long. RefSeq lists its product as hypothetical. Lineage: Eukaryota; Fungi; Ascomycota; Eurotiomycetes; Eurotiales; Aspergillaceae. The coding region runs from base 43 to 1644 and encodes 533 amino acids. Gene Ontology annotation, molecular function: heme binding; oxidoreductase activity, acting on paired donors, with incorporation or reduction of molecular oxygen; monooxygenase activity. The record is from RefSeq and is a predicted model, not a curated record. The transcript has 3 exons.